ACGUGAUCCUCUGUAGUUGCAGGCGGUUUGUGUCCAUCAGAGAGCAGCGGACUAUGGAGCUGAAGGUGCGACUGUGUGUGCUGCUGCUGGCGCUGAGCCUGUGCGUCACGCUGCGGGUACGCGCCCACGACCACGACGAGGACGACGCGGACGUGGAGGACGACAUGGAACACCUGGGGGACGAAGAGCUGCUGGAUGCCGAAGAAGAAGAAGGAGAACCUGAACCAGAGAUUAAGACCCCCGCUGCACCUAAAGUGACGUAUAAAGCUCCUGAACCCAAGGGCGAGCACUUCUUCGCCGAGUCGUUUGAUAAGGGAACGCUGGACGGGUGGGUUUUAUCCCAGGCGAAGAAGGACGGCAUCGACGAGGACAUCGCCAAGUACGAUGGUAAAUGGGCGGUGGAGGAAAUGAAGGACAGCAAGCUGCCCGGAGAUAAAGGUCUGGUCCUGAAGUCCAGGGCCAAACAUCACGCCGUCUCCGGCCUACUGCUGCGCCCCUUCACCUUCGACACCAAACCCCUCAUCGUCCAGUAUGAGGUGAACUUCCAGGAUGGAAUCGACUGUGGAGGUGCCUACGUCAAACUGCUCUCCCAAAGCCCCGACCUCAACCUGGACGAGUUUGUGGAUAAGACCCCCUACACCAUCAUGUUUGGACCGGACAAGUGCGGCGAGGACUACAAGCUGCACUUCAUCUUCCGCCACAAGAACCCCAAAACCGGCGAGUUCGAGGAGAAACACGCCAAGAAGCCAGAAUCAGACCUUCGCACCUACUACACCGACAAGAAGACCCACCUCUACACUCUGGUGCUGAACCCCGAUAACAGCUUCGAGAUCCUGGUCGAUCAGACGGUGGUGGGCAGUGGAAACCUGCUGAACGAUGUGACUCCUGCGGUCAACCCCCCCGCCGAGAUCGAAGACCCCGAUGACCACAAGCCCGAGGACUGGGACGAGAGACCCAAAAUUCAGGACCCGGACGCAGUCAAACCUGAGGACUGGGACGAGGACGCUCCCUCCAAGGUCCCUGAUGAGGACGCAGUGAAGCCCGACGGCUGGUUGGAUGACGAGCCCGAAUACAUCGGCGACCCCGAUGCCCUCAAACCAGAAGACUGGGAUGAGGAUAUGGAUGGUGAGUGGGAGGCUCCUCAGGUCCCCAACCCCGCCUGCGAAGCCGCGCCUGGCUGCGGAAAAUGGGAGCGUCCAGUGAUCGACAACCCCAACUACAAGGGCAGUUGGAAGGCACCCAUGAUCGACAACCCCAACUAUCAGGGAGUGUGGAAGCCCAGGAAGAUCCCCAACCCGAACUUCUUCGAGGAUCUGCACCCGUUCCGCAUGACUCCCUUCAACGCCGUGGGUCUGGAGCUGUGGUCCAUGUCCUCCGACAUUUUCUUCGACAAUUUCUUCAUCACGUCGGACCGUAUCGUGGCCGAGCGCUGGGCGGAGGACGGCUGGGGGCUGAAGAAAGCUGCCGAGGGAGCUGCUGAGCCCGGACUGGUGAAUCAGAUGGUGUCUGCAGCAGAGGAGAGACCCUGGCUCUGGGUGGUCUACAUCCUGACCGUGGCUCUUCCCGUGGUCCUGAUCGUCGUCUUCUGCUGCACCGGAAAGAAGAAUGCGGCCACGCCCGCUGCCGAGUACAAGAAGACCGAUGAGCCCCAGCCUGAUGUGAAGGACGAGGGUGAGGGUGAAGAGGAAGAGGAGGAGGAGGAGGAGGAGGCGGCGGCAAAGGAUGAAGACGAUAAGCCGGACGCGGAGGACAGUCCUGCAGAAGCACCUGAGGAAGAGGAGAAAAAUGAAGAUGCCGAAGAUCAACCAGAUGAGAAACAAGAGGACGAGGUUCUGAGACGAUCCCCGAGAAGCAAAACCAGAGCUAGAAAGGACUGAUGGACAGAACUACUGCAGCCCCACUUAGUGUUGCCCCUGUAACCCCUUCCUAACGGGACCUCCUCCUUCCCACCCCACUCCUUCCCUCCUCGCCCCUCCUCGUCCUGAUUCUAACGUUCCCGGGUCGUCUUCUCCAUCAAUAAAGUCACGAGAAACCAGACAGAAACCGACCGACAGAAACCGACCGCCUGGACGACACCGGGCCGCCGCCGCCGCCGAGGGUGACCACCAUGACCCACCAAGCUUGUGAUGAAUAGAUUAGAAACGUUCCCGUUUCCUGACUGUUCAUGCUCAUUUCAAUUUAAACGCCCUGUCUGUCAUGUUCAUGGUUCCAACACACACACACACACACACACACACACACACACACACCUCUGCCUGUCUGGUUCCAGCGAGUUCCUAUCUGGCAGCACUACAGCGCCACGCGUCAGGCUGGGAUCUAUCAAGGAGAGACGGAAUUCCUGGGCCGAUUCCAGAGUCCGGGACGAUCCCGAUCCUCUCAGCUGUAUGUUUGGUGUUAGAUGCUACGCUAGUAUCUUCAUCCUCUCCAACUCUGCUAAUAAAAUAACUCAAAUCUUCCAGGCGCUUUACAUGCGGGUCGUAGGAAAUGAAAAGUAUGAAAGAGAUUCCACCCACCCAUUCCACGAGGGCCGGGGUCCGUUUUUAUAUUUGAUUUUGUUGUUUUUUGUUUUUUAGUAAGUAAGAACAGGCCGUAGUGGACGUUCAUGCCUGCCGAGUGUUCACAGUAGGUUCUAGUGCGCUGCCUUAAGUGUAGCACGUGGACACGGUUUAGCCCAUUCUCUUUUCUCUCUUUCUUUGACCGUACUGUGA
Messenger RNA from Trichomycterus rosablanca, 2708 nucleotides. RefSeq names its product calnexin (gene canx). The record is from RefSeq and is a predicted model, not a curated record. Bases 54 to 1877 code for a protein of 607 amino acids. The transcript has 15 exons. Gene Ontology annotation, molecular function: calcium ion binding. Gene Ontology annotation, cellular component: endoplasmic reticulum; endoplasmic reticulum membrane. NCBI's taxonomy places the organism in Eukaryota, Metazoa, Chordata, Actinopteri, Siluriformes, Trichomycteridae. Gene Ontology annotation, biological process: protein folding.